Molecule: messenger RNA, 1359 nt
Organism: Saccharomycopsis crataegensis
Lineage: Eukaryota; Fungi; Ascomycota; Saccharomycetes; Ascoideales; Saccharomycopsidaceae
Exons: 1
Coding region: 1-1359 (452 amino acids)
Source: RefSeq, a predicted model, not a curated record
AUGAUCUCCAAUAGCCCUAAAUCAAAGAAGAAGACCAACAACCACCAUCGUUUGAGAAGUGGGUCAAGAAAUAAGCUUCUUUAUGCCCCAAAGCCAAAACCCGAACUCAGUUGGAAAUACACCUCGAACGAGUCUUUCAACAUUUACAACAACAAUAAUGUCAACGACAUCAAUGAUCCAGUUUUCCAAUUAUUAAACAACAACGACUUGCCAGUGUCGCCAACGUCGACAAAAUUCGAUCGAGCUUCAAUCAUCAGCCACAAAAAUGACGAACUCCAGCCAAUCAUGAUAAAGGAUUCCUCCAAGUCAAUGAACGGAUUGGUGUUGACGAAAAAAUCAAGCAAUGCGUCGAUCGAGUCUAUGGCACUCAACAAUGACAUUUCGACAUUUGGUAAGCUUGAUAUCAUGGAAGAAGGCCCGCAGUGUUCAAUGAUCAUCACCGCCACUCCAGUUUCGUCCAUAUCAAAGAAAAAUAUCAAACAGAAACGUUCGAGCACCGCCAGUAACUCCCAUAAAAAUAUCGACUCCUCCUUCGCGGGGUGUGGGGUGUUAGAUUCAUCGGCUCACGAUGACCUUAGAAAAAGAUUGAGCUCGUAUAGUACCGAGUCUUCCACCACCAGCCGAAACGGGUCAACUUUUUCCAACAACAACGAUUACUAUUACCGCCGCAACAGCUACACCGCCCCAGGUUCCGAUGAUGCUGGCUAUCACAAGACGAAUACAUCAUCAUCGUCCAAGAAUUCCGAACCUUUUUUUUUUUUAGCUAAGGGAAACAACCAUCUUCCAGCCGGUCCCCCUUCCUCUUCCAGUUCAAAAUACAUCCAUUCGUAUUCGUCAUUCGGUGAAAUAUUGGAGCCAACCCAACAACAACAACAACAACAACAACAACAACAACAACAAUAUGGCUGGCACAAUGUUUCUUCUUUAUCCAAAUCCAUGAACUUUAUUGGUGGGCUCAAUUUCUUUAGAUCACACUCUUUUCCUUCUAACGAUCAGUUCAAAACCACUUCGACCAUGCCGGAAAACUACGUUCCCAAUAAUAGCCGGCUGAUAAUCUCCAAAUUUCCAUCUUAUGAAGAGCCAUGCCUUAAAGAUCCGUUUGCCAUGCUUGAGAACUGUGAAAGUCUUGUUGAAAAAUCUGCGUUCGGGACCAUUGAUGAUUCUGGGAUGGAGGAAGAACAACAACAACAACAACAACAACAAGCCAAAGUCUCUAUCAAUCCAAAAACCAUUAUGAAUAAUAUCCUGGGUAAAGAAGCAUUAGACGGCGAGGACCCCAUUGCUGUUGAUAACCAUCAGCAAGAUGUCCAGUUUGGAAUGGAUUUUAUAAUGGAAGAUCUUUACCAUGACAACUUUUAG